Molecule: messenger RNA, 1359 nt
Organism: Effrenium voratum
Lineage: Eukaryota; Dinophyceae; Suessiales; Symbiodiniaceae
Source: the annotation of a GenBank genome assembly
AUGUGUCGGGAUAUUCGGAGCAGAGUGAGUGCGUUCCCAUCCUGUCACUUAGUUGUCGGCGGAGUUGCUGACAUGUUGUCACUCUUGCCUGGCGGGCCUGCAUGCGUUCUGGCUCACAACUGCCCUAGGGUCUCAGCCAUGGGCAUUUGGAUGCUAUGCGCGCUGCUGCGCAUGCCGCUGAGUGCGUCCACAUGGCUGUGGACUAGUCAGAGGGGCACGGAGCUUUGGGACUUCGCUGCGGCGCUGCAUGUGGACUCCCGGGGCAUUUUUCUGGCCGGGGACGCGGCCGGGCCGCUGGAUGGCAACCACUUCGCUGGAUCCAGAGACGUCUUUCUGAUGAAGUUCGGCCAUGGAGGUGCUUGGCAGUGGACCACCCAACGGGGCACCAACGCAUCGGACCAUGCGCGGGCCAUGUGUGCAGAUGGCUCUGGAAAUCUCCUGGUGGCCGGGUACACUUUUGGUGCCAUGGGCCCAGGCCAUGGCAGUGCCGACCCCUUCCUCUCCAAGCUAGAUUCAGAGGGUGGCUGGUUGUGGACUCAGCAGUGGGGCACCAGCUCCUGGGACUACGCCCGGGCUCUGGACGUGGACCACGAUGAUGUUCUGGUGGCCGGGUACACGGGGGCCGCCAUGGCCGGCGACCAUUUCGGCGGCGCCGAUGUCUUCCUCGCCAAGUUCCGGCCUGGCGGGGAGCGGCUCUUCGUGGUGCAGCGGGGCAGCGAGGAAGAUGACUUCGCGCAGGCGGUGCGCGUGGACGGAGAAGGCAACAUCCUGGUGGCCGGCAGCACUUCUGGGGCCUUGGAUGGGAACACCAAUGCCGGUGGCAAGGACCUCUUCCUGGCCAAGUUCGAUGCUUCGGGGUCGUGGCAAUGGACGGUGCAGCGGGGCGGUCCGGCAGACGAGGAAGCCAUGGCAUUGCGCCUGGACAGCUUCGGCAACGCCUGGGUGGCAGGAGAGACCAGUGGCGAGCUGGAUGGCUGCAAAAGCGCCGGCAGCUCCGACAUCUUCCUCCUGCAGCUCAGCCCCUCCGGCGCUUGGCGCUGGACCGUGCAGCGGGGCAGCGCGGAGUAUGACGCCGCCUGGGCGCUGGACUUGGACCACGGCCGCGCCGUGGUGGCAGGGUACACCGGGGGCAGCCUCGAUGGCUUUCCCAAUGCCGGCAGCGCCGACCUCUUCGUCAUGAUCUUUGAGGGACCCACUUGGAUAUGGACCUUCCAGCGGGGCACUUCUGGGUGGGACCACGCUCGCGGAGUUUACUUGAAGGGCCGCGACCUGGUGCUGGCGGGCUCCACCCAAGGAGCCUUGGACAACAGCACUUUCCACGGCGGGGAGGACAUCUUCGUCAUGAAGCUCCAGGCUUGA